Myotis davidii is the source of this 2252-nucleotide messenger RNA. RefSeq names its product RCSD domain containing 1 (gene RCSD1). Gene Ontology annotation, molecular function: phosphatidylinositol phosphate binding; retromer complex binding; actin filament binding. Gene Ontology annotation, biological process: skeletal muscle contraction; retrograde transport, endosome to Golgi; protein localization to endosome. The record is from RefSeq and is a predicted model, not a curated record. Bases 22 to 651 code for a protein of 209 amino acids. Gene Ontology annotation, cellular component: WASH complex; early endosome. NCBI's taxonomy places the organism in Eukaryota, Metazoa, Chordata, Mammalia, Chiroptera, Vespertilionidae. The transcript is spliced from 5 exons.
GCGCAGUGGCAGCUGGAGGACAUGGAGGAAAGACCCACGGAGACCAACGCCAAUGUGGACAACUCGGCGUCCCCCUCGGUGGCCCAGCUGGCCGGGCGGUUCAGGGAGCAGGCGGCGGCAGCGAAGGAGAUGCCAGCCAGUAAGCCUGCCAGGAGGAAACCGCCCUGCUCCCUCCCCCUGUUCCCCCCCAAGGUAGAGCUGGGCCAGAACGGAGAGGAGAAAUCACCACCCAGCACAAGCCACCUUCCCAAGGUGAAGGUGAAGAGCUCGCCUCUGAUCGAGAAGCUUCAGGCCAACCUAGCCUUCGACCCCGCCGCCCUGCUGCCUGGGGCCUCACCCAAGAGCCCUGGACUCAAGGCCACGGUGUCACCAUUUCACAGCCCACCUUCCACGCCCAGCAGCCCCAGCGUGCGGUCUCGGGCCAGCGAGCCAGAGGAGGUGCCCAUCAGCUUCGACCAGCCUCCGGAGGGCAGCCACCUGCCCUGUUACAACAAGGUACUGCCUGGGUCCGGAGUCUGUGGUCCGUCUGUGGAAACGUGGGCACUGGACGUUCCUGAACCAGGUCUACCCUGUGGUUGUGUGGUUGCCCCGGAGAGAGGAGGGCACAUUGGAGUGGUCAGGACUGGUUAUCACAGGAGGAAACGUCCCUGAGCCGGGGUCAGCCCUCUCCCUGGCUGCCCGUCUCCGCUCCCGUGUAACUGUCACCAGAAAGGCAGGCGUAGGGUGGUGAGCACUCUCCUGGUGGAAGGAGCGUGGGAACUUGGAACUGAGCUCACCUGCACAGAGUUAUGUCAAAGCUGAAAACCAAAGCUAAAGACCUGGUCAGUGACUGGGCAGGGUCACUAGGACUUGAAAACACCCUGCUCUGGCCUGGUGUGACAACUCCUACGUGCCCAGUAUGGGCUCAAAGCAAUUGUUUUUGCGGCAGGAAUUCUUGCCCCAGUUACAGACCAUCCAGACUGGUCCCUCUGCCGAAAGCUGUGAGGCCGGCUGGUUUCCAUAGAUGCUGCCCGCAUACUCCUUGCUCCCUUUCAUUGGCUCCCUGGCCCUACCAGGAGGUGGUAAGUUUCAGAGACACAGUGCAAGCAGGUACCCAAAAAAUGCGGGGCGGAGCCAGGCAGGGGCUAAUGCCAGGGAAUGGCAUUGGGUGUGACUUUGGAACUAGGGAUGGAGGGAGCGGCACCAUCGGGGCCGUUCUAGAAAAUCUAUCUGGGAAAAAGGUCAAGUGUGUAGAAGCAAGUAGGGCCCAAGGAAGGAAACUGGUGUGUAGAGGUGCUGGGCGGGCUUGAGCCUGCUGGCUGCGAAUCAGGAGAUCCUGCAGCCCAAGGUGACAGGCAGAGGGGCCCAGAGGACAGCCUUGUCUCUCACAGGUGUGAGAGGGAGUAGGGGCAGGGAGGGAGGUGCUGGCACCUGGUCAUAUACCAGGCUUCAGUGUUCUGACGGCAGCAAGGGAGCAGGAGAGAUUAGUUCUGAGACCUCCUGGCCGUGAGGCCUGGGCCCUGAUCCCCCGCAAGGCAGGCCUCCUGUGGUCUCAGGACAGGUCUGGGAAGCCUUCUAAACCAUAGUAUUCAUUCCAAACCCCUGAGAUGGAAUUAGGGUUGACCACUACCAAAAUGAAAGUCUGUAGGAAAAUAAAAUUUAUGACAAUAAGGUUCAUUUGACGUCAUUAAAGGCCACAUCCCUUGAGUGGAGUCAGGCAUAAACAUUUCCAAGGAAUUUCUGACGAAGUCCGGAGGGCCACGGUGAGUCCUGACCUCAGGUCCACAUGCUUUCCGGGGAGGAAGGGACCUGCACCCGCUCUGCUGGGUGCUCCCGAGACACAGCUUCUGGUCACGGUGAUGCCCAGAAAGGGAAGACCGGGCUGCUCAGCUCUCCCAGGGUCACCCAGCCUUUGUGGACAGGAAGGGUCGAGCCGGGGGAAGGGAGGAAGCUGGUCGCCAGCUCUGCCCCUCUGAGGUUGCUGUGCCAGGGCUGGGCCACCAGCAGGCCCCAACCCUCUUCUCUGUUGGGUUUACCUUUGUCAAAGUAUAAUCUUCAAAACAUUAAAACAUGUCUCAUGCAAAACAGGUAUCAAUUUUAUCCUCAAUUUAUGAGGAAACCUGCAAUAUGGUGAAGCUCAUUCAAAGAACAUUAGAAGAGGGAUAGAAACAAGAUGGCAGCGUAGGUAAACAUGGUACCCACCGGCUCCCACAACCACGUCAAAAUUACAACUAAAAUACAAAACCACCAUCAUUCAGAACCACCUGAAAUCU